AUGGUUUUCACUUCACUAUACUCGCUCUGUGGCGCUGGCUUCGCCCUGCUUCAGUUGCUGGCUCCAGUCACAGCACGUCCAGUAGCACGGUCUACAAGCUCUUCCACAUUACUAGCUCUUCAGUUCGCCAACGUGUUGGAGCAGCUCGAGUCCACUUUUUAUGCACAGGCUCUUCAAAAAUUCAAUCAGUCAGAUUUCACGGCGGCAGGCUUUGCUUCGGCCCAGAUUCCCUUGCAACAGUUUCAGGCUAUCUUCAAAGAUGAGGCCACUCACACAACUACAUUACAGUCGGCUAUUAAUUCGUUGGGCGGCAAAACAGUGUCAAACUGUACAUUCAACGUUGCUUCCUUGCUCACAGACGUACCCACUAUGGUGGCGGCAGCGAGACUCGUCGAAAAUGUUGGUGUGAGCGCCUACCUUGGUGCCCUAACCUUGAUCAACGACACGGUCCUCUCCACCGCAGCUGCCACCAUUAUGACGGUUGAAGCGCGUCACCAAACCAUUCUCAAUGUGCUGGCAGGGGCCACCGCGAUACCUCAGGCAUUCGAUGUCGCUCUGAAUCCAUCUGAGAUUCUUGCAUUGACAGGGGGGUUAAUUUCUGGAUGCAAUCUUGGAAUCCCAGCGAAUGUUCCGCUCCGAGUGAAUAAUUCUGGUUCCAUUCAAGCAGGAACAAAGUUGACCUUUACCUCGGCUGCACUGAACGGAACUAUUCCGGUAGGGGAACUGUCCUGUCAAUUCCUCGCCGGCGGCUUCCCUGUUGCCAUCUCACAACCACUAUCUAACUGCAGCGUCCCGGCGAACGUAACUGGUCCUCUGUUGGUGUUUGUGACCAACAGUAGUCAGCCCCUCGCGAAUAACAUUCGCGAUGCUGCGACUAGCACCAUCGUUGCAGGUCCGACGCUCAUCUUCAUCGACAAUCAACAGGAUGCGCUGGCGAUCGCAGCACGUCCUGGUCUCAACUCCACUGUGGCCCCUAGUGGCACCUCAAAUCCUAUAACGUCUUCCACGACAAUCACUUUGACUCAAGUCACUUCGAGCAGAGCUAUGAGUAGUACCGUCACUUCAACCAAGACGUCUACUUUGACUCUAGCCACUUCGAGCAAAGCUAUGAGUGGUACCGUCACUUUAACCAUGGCGUCUACUUCGACUCCAGCCACUCAGAGCAGAGCUGUCACUUCAACCGUGACGAUAGUUCCCACCACAAUCAGCAAUGGUUGGACGGCUGUAACCACAACGAUCUCGCCAUCUGAAGCUAGUGGUAUUCUCGCGAGUGCUGUGCCAUCUAUGAGCUCGGGAUAA
Suillus fuscotomentosus is the source of this 1299-nucleotide messenger RNA. RefSeq names its product ferritin-like domain-containing protein. The transcript has 5 exons. The record is from RefSeq and is a predicted model, not a curated record. Bases 1 to 1299 code for a protein of 432 amino acids. NCBI's taxonomy places the organism in Eukaryota, Fungi, Basidiomycota, Agaricomycetes, Boletales, Suillaceae.